Messenger RNA from Gadus morhua (Atlantic cod), 1675 nucleotides. RefSeq names its product proline rich 5 like (gene prr5l). The record is from RefSeq and is a predicted model, not a curated record. Lineage: Eukaryota; Metazoa; Chordata; Actinopteri; Gadiformes; Gadidae. Gene Ontology annotation, biological process: TORC2 signaling. The transcript has 9 exons. The coding region runs from base 302 to 1336 and encodes 344 amino acids. Gene Ontology annotation, cellular component: TORC2 complex.
GCGGGGCCUGCAGAUGACAGGCAGCCUGUUGCUCCUGAAGAUGAUCUGUUCGGAGGAGCUCCGCUGACUCUCAGGUGAUCUGAAGAGCUGAAGUUAGGGUCUGAGGCCGGAGGCUGUAGUUUGAAACAGAGUUACCUAGUAAAAAACAUCUUUGAAGCGGGCCAGAGGCCAUGGCUUCAGAGACCAAUUGGCUGGAUAAUAAACGGACCUUCUUCUUUACGGCCGGUCCGGGAGGACGUUGAGGUGAAGACGUCGCGGAGGUGUGUCUCCUAAGGCCCUGUCUCACAGCAGAUCGGUGACCAUGGGGUCUCUGCGGAGGCCCAGGGCUCGCUUCAUGAGCUCCCCGGUGCUCUCGGACCUGGCCCGCUUCCAGAACGGAUCCUCAGCUCUGCAGCUGUCCAACACCAGCGUGUGGAACAGUGUCCAGACGGCUGUCAUGAGGGUGUUCCAGGGAGGAGGGCUGCAGGCCAACGAGCUCUACACGCUCAACGAGAGCAUCAGGUGGCUUUUGAAGACCGAACUGGGCUCCUUUAUCACAGACUUCCUGCAGAACCAGCUGCUGACCAAGGGUCUUGAGCGCCUCCUGGAGAAGAUCCAGUUCUAUGAUGGUAACAACCAGCUGACGAUGCUGUCUGAGAUAUGGGUUCGAUUCUUUACGGAGACACUGCCGACCCUACAGGCUAUAUUCUACCCUGUCCAGGGACAGGAGCUGACCAUCAGACAGAUGUGUCUGCUGGCGUUCAGAGACCAGGUUCUGCUGCAGCUCGCCCUGGAGGAGACGCUGGGUGCUGCGGCCGGCGUCCCCCCGCCCCUCACACAGAUGCUGCUGGUGCUGCAGGGGGUCCAGGAUCCCAGUGGUCUGGGUCCGCAGUAUCUACAGCUGGAGCGUUUGGUGGAGAUGGGUGUGUCCCCGUAUCUCGGCAACGUCCUGCGCCAUGGCAACCAGCAGCAGCCAGACGAGGGCGUCGGGGAGCGCCCCCCCCAGGCGGGGUCCCAGGGGUCCAAGGGGGCGGAGCCGCCCUUCGCCCGGCCCGACUCCGACUCCUUGCCCCCCCUGAUGGAACAGGAGGGCGAGGCCUACCUGGAGAGGGCGGGGGGUCAGCGGCGCCACACGGUGGCCAACGCCCACUCAGACCUCCAGCUGCUGACCGCCUCUAGCAGGAUGCAUGCUGGGGGGGGAGGGGCCCGAGAGAAUCUCCGGCCAAUCGCACGGCACACAGGCUCUGAGGGCGGGGCUGAGCACGGAUUUGGGGGCAGGGUAAAGCCUGCUGGUCAUCUGAGGUCAGCAGAGAUGUGUUGCUCAAGAGAACGUGUGGCAGCUGGCGAGGAACCCUGACUCUGUGGGGACUGACGGUAUAGAUCACUGUACAUGACCGAAUACACAUGAGCAUAUGUAAAUAAGGUAAUGUACAUGAUCAUAUACACAUUACAAUAUGUGCAAUAACAUAUAUACGUUACCAUAUGUACAUUACAAUAUGGUAAUGUUCAUUCACAUGUGUACAGUACAUAUAAACAAUACAAUAUAUACAUUACCAUAUGGUCACGUACAUAUGGUAAUGUUCAUUACCAUAUGUACAUUACAAUCCACCAUCUACCUUCUGUUGGACACUAGUCGAACGUGAUGAUCCACAUGUUGUACUUUUAUAAAGGAGACUUUUACCACUUAAUCUCCAGA